Messenger RNA from Frankliniella occidentalis (western flower thrips), 6358 nucleotides. Its product is annotated as UPF0047 protein YjbQ. The record is from RefSeq and is a predicted model, not a curated record. NCBI's taxonomy places the organism in Eukaryota, Metazoa, Arthropoda, Insecta, Thysanoptera, Thripidae. The transcript has 5 exons. The coding region runs from base 226 to 741 and encodes 171 amino acids.
GCUUAUCGACUAGAGAGAGGGAGAGAGGGAGGUUGCGCCCCGGAUUGACCACAACGGAAUGGGACGACUCUUCGCUUCGCCGAGGAGUUGGAGUAUCAAGGCCAGCGGGUGAACAUGCGGUCCGCGCGCGAGUGACUCGUCAAGAGCGAGGCCCAUGACUAUGUCGCUGUGUCGCUGAGCCCCCGCAGUCGAGCCGUGUUCUCACCACUUGUGUUCACCAACAAUAUGGCUUCAUCCAACCGAGGGAUCCAGAUAGGAUCCGCUUGGUUCCAACGGAAAAUAAACCUCAGGCCGCAGCACAGGGGCGUCCACUUAGUAACGGAGGAAAUUUUACGACAAAUGCCAGAGAUCGGACAGUUUUCCGUUGGCCUCUUUCACGUCCAAAUCUUGCACACAUCAGCAAGUUUAGCUUUAAAUGAAAGCUGGGAUCCAGAUGUUCGGGAUGACAUGGAAAUGAUGUUGAAUAAAAUAGUGCCUGAGGGUUUGCCUUACCGACAUUCAUGUGAAGGACCUGAUGACAUGCCUGCCCAUGUCAAGGCAUGUUUUCUGGGAUCAUCUUUAUCCAUCCCAAUAUCAGAGGGCAAGCUGAAUGUGGGGACAUGGCAAGGAAUAUGGCUCUGUGAACAUCGUGACCAUGCUGGCUCACGCAAAGUUGUGGUCACUAUCAAUGGUUGUCUGCGUGAUUCACGAAGUCGCAGCCCUUUAAGUCCUGUUUCGCCAAUGGCUUCAACUAGCAGCUAAUGUUAUCAUGUAUAUUAUUGUGUUCAGGCUGUCACUGUGAAUGUGUGAGUUGAAAUCUGCAAUACAGUCAUGUGGAACUAUCCAUCAAAAAUAUUUCAGAAGUGAAUAGUUGGCACUUAUUGAUUGUGAUAAGUGUCGAGUGCUGUUCAAUGACUUGCAGUCCCAACUUGCCGCUAAUGUCAGGGUUUAUUGAGUAUUGCAGCUCUUGUGUAAACAGUCAUAAGUGUUGCUGAAACCUUUGUAUAUUCAUUCCAGGAGAGUCAUGUCAGUGUUCACCUCUGUGAUCUAUCUCACUUAAGUGUAAAUUUACAAAGAGUUUUAGUACAAAGUGUGCCUAGUCAAACAAUUUAUGGAGUGGUGGUCGUGGGUGUGUGGAGACGUCAGUGCUUGUGUGGAAUUGUGGAGGUGCACACAACCUACUUGUAUGAGGCUGCUGGCGUCUUAGCAUUUUCAUUUCACUGAGGGAACUAGAUGAAGUUUAUGACAUUACACUCCAUUGCCUUGACACCACUUCUUUGCUCAAAAUCCACUACUCCCUCCUUACUUGGAUUUGAAUAUAUUUGUGCUUAAGUUUUUCACUCUGUUUUGUACAAAGUUGUUUUUGCUGCACUCCUGUGCAGAUGGGGGCAAGCGGAUGUGAGCAUCGAAGUCCUUGUGUUGGCCUCCCUGUAAAUUUUGAGUGUGGUCUCAAAGACAAUAAUAUUUCACCCUUAUUUCUCUUUGACCUGUGUGAUUAAGUUCAUUACUGUAAAGGUAAGCGAGACAUCUUGCUCCUUUAUUGCUUUAAAGCAGCGCACAAACUUGUCUGUCUUGUAAAUCGGGUUGCCAUGGACCAGUUUAUUAAAAUGCACACUUAUGACCGUUAGCCAAGUGCUUGCAAGAACAGAGUUCUCUCAUUCAUGCCGUUCCACUUAGAAGAUGUAAUACUUAACUUUUAAUUUGAGGUCUAACUAGUUUUGAACCAAACAAGCAAUGAUUGGAUGUUCUUUUGUUUCUACUAUUUCAUGAAUUACUUUGAUAGUUUAUUUCAAAACAAUUAAGAAUCACAAUCUAUUCUAAUUUGUUUCAAAUGGUUUUAGGGGUUUUAUAGUGGCUUUUGGCAUUUAAAAAUAACUAGUUAGGAUCUGUGAUUUUACUACAAUUUUUGUUUGGGGGGAGGGAGGGGGUUUCUUUUGCUUUACUGAUACUGUAUGACUUUUUUUUUUUUGUAAUAAUUGUGUUUGGUUCAGAACUUUGAAUAAUUUUAUGCCCUCAAAUUAAAAUAUUUCUAAUAACUACUACUGCAGUAAUGUUUAUGGUAAUUGUAAUGCCUUGGUCUGUGGAUGAGAUAUACUAUCAGAUCCUCAUAUUCCCACUCUUAAAUGAGCAAUAUUUUGAAACUAAGCAAUUUGUCUGGUAACAAAUGUGGUGGUUUCUUUCUGGUGUUGCUUGCUUUGACAUCUAGUCGCUGUGGCAUAGCUAGAAUAGAUUCCUCGAAGUCUCAAAUAUGUUUUACCUCUUCAGGGGUAUGAUGGCUACAUAAACAUCUUGUUUCUGUAUGUUUAAGUAUAUUUGUGUGAUGGCCAAUUGUGGCUCAUUAUAGGUUUAAGCGUAAAUAUAGGGGGAUAAAAUCAAAUUAUUAUUGUAUAUUUUUUUGGUUUUUGUAAGUUAUUUCUUGAUCUUUGAAGUGAGUGAGUGAAUGAUUGAAUUGCAAGUUUUCCCUCAAAAUAUUGUAUCAGAUAUGUUUCUUCUUCAAAUGUUGAUUUGUGCAUAUUUUUCCAAAUUUGUUCUUUGUGUUAGGCAUCUACAAUGGGGCCUUACACAAUAAUAAAAAUUAGAGGAGGAAAAUGGCAACCUUGAUGUUUACUCAUAGUGCUUGAUGGCAUAGGACUUUGAGGUUUAUACUUUGAAGCAAGCUUUCUCUUGACUUCUGAGAACAAGACCACCUAUAACCUUAAGUUUUUUUCCCCUGAAGCAAAAAUCUUGGAACAGCCAAUGCAAUGAAUCUUAGAAGAAGUUUUGUGUAUCAUAGGGGUUCUUGGCAUUUGAACCUUUUUACCAUUGGAAUUUUGUCUCUCUUCAAAACACACUUGCUCAUCAACAUAUUUUUCAACUCUAAACAGGUUCUCUUUGCAGAAAAGUUUAAGUUAUCAGUGUAUUUGGGGCAUAGAAAGCAAACCAUUGGCUUAAACAUUGUGCUGUAGUGAGCUGCUGUCAAUGUGUUAGACCACUGAUUAUCAAAUAGUUUUCUUUAUAUUCUAGUGUUAUGAGUAGUUCAAGUUGCCAUUCUCUCAAAUCCAGGUUACAUUUGUUACCCUUACUGGCAUUAUGUUUGGUGUUUGGGAUUUAUGAUAUUCCAUACUAAGUAGAGGUCUUGUUGGUUUCAUUGUAUGAAUGCCCUCGUAAGUCAUUUUUAAGAAUAAUUGGUAUAAUUUGCUCAUCCUGUGCUAUACAUAGCACACAACGGGUAAUCUUGUUGCGACGAAUGGAGAGACACUUUGUAUAAACUGUUGUACAUUUUUUUAUGUUUUUUGACAUGUAAAUUGCAUAGUUAGUAAGUUGCACACUGAAUUUUUUUCUCGUUUUAUGAUUUCUGCCCAGUCUCUCAGUUAGUAAUUUCCAUGGCAGCAACUUUGCGCCUCUUUGUUUUGGGGGUGGCAAAUCCUUUUGAAUUGUAUUUAUUUUUGCGCUUGCAUCAUCUCAUAAAUAGGGUAAACCUGACAAUCACAUGAAAAAUUGACCCCAUUCUUAAAAAUAUGGAAAGCUGCUGCACCUCUGUUAUAGAUAAACAAUGAAAUAUAAGACUCUAGUCAAUUCAAAUCAAGUUCAAGUUUUUUUUUUUUUUGUUUUUUAAAGAAACUUUGAGUGAAGCCAUUCCAUUUGUUUUCACUUCUAUCAAGAUUUAUCCUAUUAUUUCCAAUAACAUUUUUAAUUGUUACCCCCUGAAAGUAGGCCUAUUGUUUGAGAGUUGGGACAGCCAUAAAUUGUUUAGUCAGUGGUUAAAAUAACUCUAACGACUGAAUUGUCUUGUUACAGCCCGCUGUAACAAUGCUAGUUAAAAUCUAGGUUUUCAAAUAUUGCACAUCUUUUUUUCCUUUGAACUGCAUAAAAAGUUGGCUGGAUAUCAAAAUUGUCAUUACUUUCUUAUUUGAGAAGAAAGUGGGCAUAGCCCCAGCAAAAUAUGUUUUCUUGAAAGAGUCAGUGUACAAAAUAUAAAUCUGGAGUGCACUGCCUCCAUUUUGCUGUGGGUGAUCAUGAAAGGAUUGACAAAGUGACGAAGGAUUCUGGAAUUCUGGUAGAAAUCAAAUUAUCAACUUUGUUAUGAAUAGGUAAUUAGAAAGUUGUUUCUCCUGAGAUUAUUUCCCUCAGCAAGUCCAAGGGAAAAUCUGUUGUACAACAUGGACAUCGUAGAAAUGACAAUUGUGCAAUUUGCACUAGAUCUAACUGAGGGUUCAGUGUUGUACCUCUCUUGUGACUUUGUCCAUGUACUUAUAAUCGCUCACAUCAUUUCAUGAGGAAACUGAUCCCUACAUUCCAUUGUUUCUAGUGUGGAUGGCCAGCUCUUCUCUAUCUGUAAUGUGUUAGGGUUCCAAAGAGAUCAAAAUGCGUAGAUUCAUUUUUACUGUACAGUGUAAGUGUUGAUUUAAAAUUUAACUUAAAUUAACACCCACAUAGUUGCUGCAGCUUUGAUGUAAUUGCAUCAUUGAGUACUGGCCCAGUGCCUUCUUUUGAUGCUCAUGAGAAGUAGUACCUUCUUAAAACUUUUAUUCCGGCAAAAAGAAAAAACUGUUUUUGAGUGGCCUAAACUAUCACUCUUACCGUUAGUCAAACAAAAAAAAAAAAGAUUACUCCAUUUAAUUUUUUAUUUGAUUUCGUAGGUUUAUGCUAUAUUACUAAUUGUGAGCAACGUCUGUAUUUUCCUUUCUUGUUACUCAAGAAGUGUGACAUUUUUGAUGCACUAGUUAUUCCAUAACACUCACUUUUUCUAUGUGUGCUUUGUAAUUUUAUUUUCUAGAUAUUGCAAUGGAAGGAAUUCUCAUGUGUGUUAAAUCAAAUGUUCCAUGAACAGAAAUUUCUUGGUAUUUAUAAGUGGAUGUGUUUCCAAGUGUGAAAUCAUUACUCAAUGCAUCGACAUUCUUGUGAAUCAUAGUCCCUCAUUCCUCUCUUGUGGACUUAUUAUUCAAUGCUAUGUUAUGUGAUUAUUCUUGGUAGUUUGCAUUUUUCAUUUCAAUUUUUUUUAUCUGUAUUUAUGAACUAGUUCCACCCAGAAGACCAAGUAGUUGAGAUGUAACACUGGCUUUUGCUUGAAAGCUAGUGGAAUGCUUUGUUGUACCAAAUAGACAGAUUGAGACGAUCAGUAUUUAUUCAUCCCGUUUAUUUGUUAGCGGGGAGUGUGGAUAAUUGGUCUCACCAGUCGACAUCUCCUGCCAGCCUUUGUUCAGGCGUGACGUGAGGGAAGUCUUGUGCUCUGUAAGAAAUUCACCCCAAGAGCUUGAAUUUUGUGGAGACUUUUUUUCAGUGUUUGUUUUCCACUUUAAAUAAUUUAAAACAAAGGUUAUUUAAUUAAAGCAUCAAAUUAAGACUUACCAAAGAAAAAUGGGACCGGUGAAGAUAGUUAUUCAAUUUAAGCUGCUAGGAUUGCCUUUCCUAGGAAUGCUGUGCUUUCUAGACUGCCAUCCAAAUCUAUUUCCUCCCCAUUAGUCUCUUGGAGGAACAUCAGUCAUUCCAUCCAAACUUCCUUCUCUUCUUCUUCCUGCCUACUAGAUUAAUAAAAGGAAGCAGCAGCACAAUGUUAAAGUUUAUGUAUAAAAACCUAAACUACGUUAUAAUGUUAAUUGCAAUAUUUCAAUAUCAGACUGGAACCCUUGUAUCAACCUUGAUAUGCCAAACUUUGUUUUUGAGUAAUCUCAAUUUUUGCAGAAGUCACUCCUAGUGCUGGCUCAAUGGUCUGUAUACCAAGGCCGUUACCAUAGGGUUUCAUGAAAGUAUUGAUUCAUAGAACAGAAUAUGAGAUGGUCACCCACUUAGAGUAUCCUGCAGAGCUGGAGGCACUUGAGAGGGCUCAACUAAUGUAUGAUUUUAAUUUACAAACCCAUUUUGUGAAUUUUCAGAUACAUUUAUGAAGACAAUUACCUGCUCAACUAUUACUUGCCCACAACGUGUGCCAGUCUAUGCAGUCUUUCUAUAAGUACAGUAGUUCUCACUUUAAGUUUGUAAUUAUUUAGAAAUUUGGAAGUUUACAAAGUUAUAUCCUCUUUAAAAAUCAUACAUUAGUUUGGCCUGAGAAUUGCUUUGAACCAGAGCUGCCACACUGCCUCUUACUCCAUGGGAUAUGCAAAUGGUAAAAGACAAAAAAACAGUAAGAAAAAAAAGGAUCCCUUGGUUGAAGCCACUAAGCUAUUUUUUCUAAUUGCACCUUUCCUGCAUUAUACAUGGAGUGUGUGAAGUUUAAGUGACAGUUUUCGAGAGUAUAUUCAUCUAUGUACAUUGAUAGAAAACUGUUAAUAAAAUAUCAUUAUCAGUUUCCCAUUUGUCAUGUACAUUCAGCUUUCAACAAUUGUUGCUUUUGUUGACUUAUUGUAAAUUACAAGGGGUUAUGUGAUUUUGCAAGUUAAUAAAAUCCUAUUGACUUUGUUAA